Molecule: messenger RNA, 927 nt
Organism: Lodderomyces orthopsilosis Co 90-125
Lineage: Eukaryota; Fungi; Ascomycota; Pichiomycetes; Serinales; Debaryomycetaceae
Exons: 1
Coding region: 1-927 (308 amino acids)
Molecular function (GO): hydrolase activity
Source: RefSeq, a predicted model, not a curated record
AUGUCGCUAAAUCAACAAGAAAUCAAGCUUCAUAAUGAUGGCAGAGAAUUCACCACAUUGAGUAACUUGCCUUUAUCAGCAAUUGAUGCACAGGAUUUUGAUCGAGUUAUUAUUCUUCUUCAUGGUUUCCCGGAUAUCAAUACCACUUUCAAUAAAGUAUGGCCAUUGUUGCUUUCCCAUUUCAAAGAAAGGGUUUUGCUAAUUGCCCCUAAAUUGAGAGGAUAUGAAAAGUCCAGUAUUGGACCUGAACAUGAGUACAUGUUGCCCUAUCUUGCCGGAGACGUUAAAGGGUGGAUCCACGAAGUCAGCCCUCAAUUGAACAAACCAGUACAUUUAGUUGGUCACGAUUGGGGCGCUAUCAUAGCGUUCAAGACUGCAAAUUUGUAUCCCGAAUUGAUUACGUCUAUGGUAACAUUGGCAAUUCCUUACUUGGCCAAUGUUAGAGGUUACGAAUUGUUGUGGCAUGCCCCCGAGCAAUUGUACUUGUCAACGUAUUUCUUUACUAUGCAGUAUCCUUGGUUAUACAAAGCAAAAUUAACAGAGUCAAAUGAUUACUUGACAUAUCUUUGGAAAUACUGGUCACCAGAUUAUAACGUGUCCCAGGAAGAAAUCACUGAAGUUAGAGAUGCGUUUAAGAGAGAUGGUGUAGUAAAUGCAGUCACAGCAUACUAUCGCCACUUGUUUCGUCCUUUAUCAUUUUGGAAAUCAAGAUGGCCCGUUGAUUUUGUGAAAGUUCCUACUUUAAUUUUAAAUGGAGAAAAUGAUGGGUGCAUGUCAUCCAGAAUUGCCGUUUUAGAACAACAAAAGUUGAAGAGCUUGUAUCCAAAGGCUCAAGUUAAAGUGGUUCCCCAAGUAGGACAUUUCCUACAAAGAGAAGCACCGGAAGUAGUUGCUGGAUUAAUUGUUGAUUUUUUAGAGUCUAUUUAA